AAGGGUAACCUCGUCAAUUCGCAAAACCGUUUGUGUGAAUGAAUAUAAAAUAUAAAAAUAUCGCAGCGUGUUAGAAUUGGAUGGAACUCAACUCAGUCCAGCAAGUCGCCGGAAACUCUCAUCGCGAAGUCUUCUGUCGAUCGUGGUUAUUAUCUAAUGGGGAAGGACUCAAAAGCAAAGGACUCUGGAAAAGGCAUGGGAAAGCAAUCAGGAGGUGGAAGUGAAGAAAGUGCUACAAAGGGGAAAGGGAAAUCUGGCAAGGCUUCAGACGGACUUGGCACUUGCACCUAUGUCAAAGCAAGGCAUAUAUUGUGUGAGAAGCAAGGAAAAGUCAAUGAAGCAUAUAAGAAGUUACAGGACGGUUGGCUAAGUAAUGGAGAUAAAGUUCCUCCGGCUGAGUUUGCAAAGUUGGCUGCAGAAUACUCAGAGUGCCCAUCAGGCAAAAAAGGUGGUGACCUUGGAUGGUUCCCUCGAGGAAAGAUGGCAGGCCCAUUUCAGGAUGUUGCUUUCAACACUCCAGUGGGAGUUACCAGUGCUCCAUUCAAAUCAACGCAUGGCUAUCACAUAAUCUUGUCUGAGGGGAGAAAGAAUUGACGAAACCCACUUUUUCAGAUGGCGAAAUCUGAUAAAAAGAACAAUGGCUGCUGCUGCUGCUGCUGCUGCUUAGUUUUAUACCAUCCUUUGAUGGUGAACCUAAUAUGUUUGGUCCUUGAAUCAACAGAUUUAUAAGCAGGGUUGACAUUUGGAAGCUUUAUUUUGAAUUGUUUUCCAGUUUAGUACAUGGAUAAGCUUAUAUUCCUACUCC
Tripterygium wilfordii is the source of this 805-nucleotide messenger RNA. RefSeq names its product peptidyl-prolyl cis-trans isomerase NIMA-interacting 4. Gene Ontology annotation, biological process: rRNA processing. The coding region runs from base 157 to 594 and encodes 145 amino acids. Gene Ontology annotation, molecular function: peptidyl-prolyl cis-trans isomerase activity; DNA binding. The record is from RefSeq and is a predicted model, not a curated record. Lineage: Eukaryota; Viridiplantae; Streptophyta; Magnoliopsida; Celastrales; Celastraceae. The transcript has 5 exons.